This is a messenger RNA of Symsagittifera roscoffensis, 3266 nucleotides long. RefSeq names its product serine/threonine-protein kinase DCLK3-like. The record is from RefSeq and is a predicted model, not a curated record. Lineage: Eukaryota; Metazoa; Xenacoelomorpha; Acoela; Convolutidae. Gene Ontology annotation, biological process: protein phosphorylation. Bases 183 to 3218 code for a protein of 1011 amino acids. The transcript has 2 exons. Gene Ontology annotation, molecular function: ATP binding; protein kinase activity.
CCGUAAAUUAAUCAAAACAUUUCCUCAUUCUUGAGAAUAAUUUCAAAACAACCGCUUACGUGCGUUUACAUAUGAUCAAAAAUUAAUCGGUAAUAUUUUUUUUUCAUUGUAGUAAUAACAAAUCUUCAAUCGCAUUUUUUGGCAAUUUUUUAACUUAUUCUGAAUUCUUAACUAAUUUCAAAAUGGUCAUUAAAGCAAAAUUGGUUCCUACAAAUACUAAUAACCCAUGGGCGUACAAAAGAUACAUUGCUCGAAGCAACAGGCAUGCUUGGAAAACUCGCCGACAGGGAGCUGAAACUGAGGGCUGCUCGUCGGUUUGCAGAAACUGCCCUCUUUGCAACGGGCGAAGAUUUCAAGGCUACUUCGUUGAUGGAAAUCCGCGUUAUUUUUUCAAUACCGCUACUCGAAUGCCCGCGAACUCGCUCGGAAAUUUGUCGGGAGCACGAGCAGAUCAGUAUUCGCACAUUCCGCCGAAAGUGGACACAGGGCAACCGGCGAGACUGGAGUUGCCGCCUAUAAAACGGAGAUAUGGCCGAAGGGGAAACAACCGUACGAACCCGGCAGAUUUUCCAUUCGGGUCAACAGUUCCGAGAGACAAAAUGGUCGGGUACGUCGGACACCUCGGCUUGCGGCACCCGAAAGAACGCGAGUACCAGGCGAAAAAGUUCCAGAUCAUCCCGGACAAGGAGCCGGACGUCUCGCUAGAAAUAAUGGUGAAUGAUAUAAGCAAAAUGACCGUGGCAUCUUUGCUCGAGGAAAUCGAGGCACAAAUAGGAUACGGUUCACUUUUCCAGGAAAAGCUGAAGAAAGUAUUCACACUUGAAAACCAGGAAGUGAAGAGUAUCAAACAGCUUUUCAGCUCUGAUGAUGUAGUACUGGUGGGAUCGGCCAAAGAAAAGAUCGCAGAUGCCACUUUGAAAGCUAUAAAGAAAAUAUUAGCAGGCGAAACGGCAGUUCAGAUGUCGGCUGCCGUAAAAGGGGAGAAUUCGAACAAAACAGACAGUGGAUUCAGCGACUACGAUUUGAACUCAGAGUCAGGAAUUCAAGGGGUGUCGAGACGUUCACGUGACAGUCUAGACGUUAACAUAGGUUUAAUGAUUCGAGAUGAACUCGCAUCCACCCGUGAAAAGAAAGCCAAAGAAGGUCAAAGAUCAAAAUCAGAGCCAAGAGCCGAUAAUAAGAAUGUCAUUCCGUUUUGGUUGAAAGAGAAAGUUGACGUAACCAGGAAUGAGAACUUGAAUGGGUCUGGAAAAGACUGGCUUACAGAUUCCAUGACUCGCGAUGAGUUAUACAUGGGUCAAGGAGCGGAUCAAAGAAUAAAUCAAAAAGUUCGAAAAUGUGAGCUGAGCGAAAGAGAAAGAAGAAAUCAAGAAAUAAAAUUCGGUUUGAAAGGUCGAGCAAGAGUUUUUAAUCAUUCGGUUGUUUUGCUAGAAGCAGAGUUGAAAAAGUACUCUUCGCCGUCUCCAAAAAUGGAUCUUGUUUUGUCUCCAAGACUGGAUCAACUUCACCGAGAUGCAGAAAACCAGGAGCGAAAACGACGAAAAGCAGAACACGACAAGAUGCUGCUGGACAAACGUCGACAACAGCAUUUCACAGCGGCUCAGCAAAUGAAGAAACGUCAUCGUGCAAGUUCCAACCCACCUUCUCAGUCGCGAAUGUUCUUGAGUCCCGCCGACGCCGAGCUCCAACUGGCCCAAGAGGCCGAAAAACAACGACAAAAGGAGGAAAAACUGGCAUCUCGAAACAAGAAACAUGGGAUGAAAGCCGAGGACGAAGCUGAAAGACGAAUGAAAAUGAAAGAGCAGACUGAGAUGAUUCGUCGACAGGCCGAAGCUGAAGAACGACAGCGAAUGAAAGAUAAACGAAGACGAGAGCAAGAGGAGAGAGAAAGGCUAGCCAAACUGGACGAGGAAGAAGCAGAAAAACGUAAGAGAAAUCGAGAAGCCGAGUUGGCCGAGGAAGCUCGGAAAGCCGAAGAAGCUCGGAAAGCAGAAGAAGAUCGCAAAGCCCAAGAAGCCCGUCGUAAAGCGGAAGAAGAUAGGAAAGCCGAGGAAGCUCGGAAAGCCGAAGAAGCUCGGAAAGCCGAAGAAGCUCGGAAAGCCGAAGAAGCUCAGAAGGCAGAAGAUGCCCGGCGUAAAGCCGAAGAGGCUCGAAAAGCCGAAGAAGCUCGGAAAGCCGAAGAAGCUCGGAAAGCCGAAGAAGCUCGGAAAGCCGAAGAAGCUCGGAAAGCCGAAGAAGCUCGUCGUAAAGCAGAAGAAGAAAAAAGGAAGAAAGAGGAAAAAGAUCGAUUGGCAAAAGAAGCGGAAGAGCGUGAAAAAGCUGAAAAAGAGCGUGAAAAAACACGUGAAAUGGGAGUUAUUCAACCAAUGGUUCAAGAAGAGGAAGUUAAGCGCAGGUUUAAAAUCAGGGAGAAAAUUGGCGAAGGCGCAUUUGCAACAGUAUUUAAUGCUGAACUAAUAGAUGGAGAUCCGCCUGGUCUAGCAGCCCCCGACUGCAGAGAAUUCGCUCUGAAAGUUAUGGACAAACAGAAAAUAGCCAGCAACGUGGACAACGUGAAAGAAGAAAUCAAAAUCCAUUCAAAGUGUGACCACCCAAAUAUUGCCAAACUGUAUGAAGUGUUCGAAACUCCUACCCGUAUUUACAUGGUUAUGGAGAAAGUACCGGGAGGCGAUUUGUUCGAUGCGAUUGCCGAAAGUGUCAAGUUUGAUGAACCCCAGACGGCUUUGAUAGUCAGAUCUCUCGCUGAAGCUUUGCUGUACCUGCACUCUAAAGAAAUUGUUCACCGUGACAUCAAACCCGAAAACAUAUUGGUCGAGAAAGACUCGUCGGGUCGCAUUAAACGAGUAAAACUUUGUGACUUUGGCCUGGCAACUGUCGCAAAGAAGAAAAUAUUUGCUGUCUGUGGAACCCCGACUUACGUCGCACCCGAAAUACUAGCCGAGAAGGGAUAUGGUCUCGAUGUUGAUAACUGGGCGGUCGGGGUUAUAGCUUAUAUUCUACUUUGUGGGUUCCCUCCUUUUCGCAGUUUGGAGAGAAAUCAGGACGAACUUUUCGACACAAUUCAGAGAGGAGAGUUUGAGUAUCUCUCCCCGUAUUGGGACACUGUUACAGACAGUGCCAGGGAUUUGAUUGACAAUUUGAUCGAAGUGUCCAUCCCAAAGCGCAUGCAACCCAAGGAUAUUUUGAAGCACAAAUUCGUAAUGGACAAGAACUCAUGAAAAAUUAGUUAUUUAUAACAUUUAAUUAAAAGAUAAUCGGCACUUCUA